AUGUCCGACAACCACACCCCCGUCAAUGUGCCCGAUGGCCAGCCCAAUCCGGUUCUGGUUGGCCCCGGCUUGAAAUCCCUCAACGAUGGAGCGUAUUCCAAGGCUACCAAUGCUACUCCGAGCCUUGACAGUGAUAAGAAACACCAACCGCUUAACGAUGCUCCCUCCUAUUUCUACGACCUUCCCGGGGCCCACCAAGGAUCACCCGACGGCUCCCCUGCCACGCCUGCGCAGGCUGCAAAGGAUGCGAGAUCGGGGAGAGACCUCUUGCGCCGGCUAAGUCUCGUGGGAAAUGCUUCGCCCGUUAUUCCGGAGCCCGAUCCACGCGAACAGUAUCCUGGAUUGCGGCUUAGCGGUCGAAUCAUCAGCGUGGCCUUUUGCAUUCCUUACAAACUUUUUUUACGAUCGGGUUCUGAAUGGGGGCUUAAACCUCGUCCGGGCACCUCGGCCCUGUUCGAUUCGUUAGCACAUCUUGGCUCCGAUGAGACAAGAUGGUCACAUACUCUCGUGGGCUGGACCGGCGAGGUGGAACCGAUCCAGGGUGCAAAGAUGCCUCUACAGCCAAUUCCAGUCAAUACCAGCACGAACUUGCCUCCAGCUUCCAACAUACCCCCUUUACCGCUUAACAAGGCAGCAGCCCCCGUUCCUGUAGAUGCAACACAACGGCAACCCACACAUCCUCUUUUCGAGGCCGCAAGUGUUGGUAAGGAGGACCGUGAACGGCUGGAGACGCAGCUGUCUUCCAGUCGGUACGGAAGGAUUGCCCCCGUGUGGCUAUCGGAUGAGUCUGAAGAGCCAGAAGAAACAGUUGUCUUGGAGGACCAAGGGAGAUGGAGACGGUAUGCUGAAAGAGAGCUCUAUCCCCUCCUGCACUACAAACAACAUGGCCCCACCGAUGGUAGGUCAGAGCGCAGAUGGUGGGCAGAUUAUGUCCGGAUGAAUCAACUAUUUGCGGAUCGCAUCGUGCAAGAAUACCAAGAAGGCGACAUUGUUUGGAUUCAUGACUACCAUUUAUUCCUUCUGCCCGGUAUGCUACGGCAAAGGAUCCCUAAUAUCUACAUGGGCUUCUUCUUGCAUGCCCCAUUUCCUAGCAGCGAGUUUAUGCGUUGCCUCGCCAAGCGCAAGGAAGUACUCACGGGUGUGUUGGGUGCCAACAUGAUCGGCUUCCAGACCUUUUCCUACUCCCGUCACUUCUCGUCUUGUUGCACCCGGGUUCUCGGAUUCGACUCCAAUUCUGCAGGAGUGGAUGCGUAUGGCGCCCAUGUUGCUGUUGACGUCUUCCCAAUUGGAAUUGAUGCCAAGGCAAUCCAAAAAUCUGCCUUUGGAGCCCCGGAUAUUGACAAAGCCGUGCUGGGAAUUCGCAAGCUGUAUGCGGGCAAGAAAAUCAUUGUCGGCCGUGACAGGCUUGACAGUGUUCGUGGUGUGUCCCAGAAGCUGCAGGCUUUUGAAGUGUUCCUUGAGCGGUUCCCUGAAUGGCGCAACAAGGUCGUCCUGAUCCAGGUGACCAGCCCAACUAGCGUUGAGGAGGAGAAGGAGGAUCCUGAUAAUAAGGUCGCUAGUCAGAUUUCAAACCUUGUGUCUACCAUCAACGGCCGCUUCGGCUCCUUGAGCUUUUCGCCUGUUAAGUACUACCCGCAGUACUUAUCUCAAACCGAGUAUUUCGCCUUGUUGCGGGUGGCAGACCUUGGGCUAAUCACCACGGUCCGUGAUGGCAUGAACACGACAAGUUUGGAAUACAUAAUUUGCCAGCACAACAACCAUAGCCCGUUGAUUUUGUCCGAGUUUUCUGGUACUGCAGGAACGCUUUCUAAUGCCAUCCACAUCAACCCCUGGGAUUUGGUGGGUGUGGCAGGCGCCAUCAACCAAGCGUUGACCAUGUCUCCUGACCAAAGGGAGUCACAACAUCAGAAACUAUACAAACAUGUGACCACAAAUACUGUCGCAACCUGGUCCAAGCAGUACCUUAACCGGCUGCUUACCAAUCUUUCUUCUUUUGAUCAGUCCGUGGCCACACCCGCCCUCGAUCGGGCCAAGCUGUCGAAGCAGUACCGCAAAGCGCGCAAGAGGCUAUUCAUGUUUGACUACGACGGCACACUCACACCAAUUGUCAAAGAUCCCCAGGCCGCCAUACCAUCAGAUCGUGUCCUGCGGACAAUCAAGAGUCUGUCUGCAGACCCGCGAAAUGCAGUGUGGAUUAUUAGUGGACGUGACCAGGCCUUCCUCGACGAGUGGAUGGGCCAUAUCCCGGAACUGGGUCUGAGUGCAGAGCAUGGGUGCUUCAUCCGAAAGCCUCGCUCCGAUGACUGGGAGAAUCUCGCUGAGCGGACGGACAUGGCAUGGCAGAAAGAGGUAAUGGAGGUCUUUCAACAUUAUACCGAGCGGACGCAGGGCUCCUUCAUUGAGCGAAAACGAGUGGCUUUGACUUGGCAUUACCGCCGGGCAGAUCCCGAGUAUGGGGCAUUCCAGGCACGGGAAUGUCGGAAACACUUGGAGGAUACGGUGGGCAAGAAAUGGGAUGUCGAAGUCAUGGCAGGCAAGGCGAAUCUCGAAGUUCGACCGACAUUUGUUAACAAGGGCUUCAUCGCGACCCGGCUGGUCAAUGAAUACGGGACAGCACCAGGGAAAGCCCCCGAAUUUAUCCUGUGUUUGGGCGAUGACUUCACGGAUGAAGAUAUGUUCCGAGCCCUUCAGAAAUUUGAUCUUCCAACGAAUCAUGUCUAUUCAGUGACUGUCGGUGCAAGCUCGAAACAAACUGCAGCGAGUUGGCAUCUCUUAGAACCGGCCGAUGUCAUUGGAACGAUCUCGAUGUUGAACAGCAGUUCUUCUGCGCAAGAGUACUAA
Aspergillus wentii DTO 134E9 is the source of this 2841-nucleotide messenger RNA. It is a transcript of the gene orlA, whose product is annotated as putative alpha,alpha-trehalose-phosphate synthase subunit Tps2. Gene Ontology annotation, biological process: fungal-type cell wall organization; cellular response to heat; trehalose biosynthetic process. Bases 1 to 2841 code for a protein of 946 amino acids. The record is from RefSeq and is a predicted model, not a curated record. The transcript is spliced from 3 exons. Gene Ontology annotation, molecular function: catalytic activity. Gene Ontology annotation, cellular component: cytosol; alpha,alpha-trehalose-phosphate synthase complex (UDP-forming). Lineage: Eukaryota; Fungi; Ascomycota; Eurotiomycetes; Eurotiales; Aspergillaceae.